Mus pahari (shrew mouse) is the source of this 3924-nucleotide messenger RNA. RefSeq names its product TBC1 domain containing kinase (gene Tbck). Gene Ontology annotation, molecular function: protein kinase activity; ATP binding. Gene Ontology annotation, biological process: protein phosphorylation. NCBI's taxonomy places the organism in Eukaryota, Metazoa, Chordata, Mammalia, Rodentia, Muridae. The coding region runs from base 249 to 2930 and encodes 893 amino acids. The record is from RefSeq and is a predicted model, not a curated record. The transcript is spliced from 26 exons.
UGUCAGUGGAGCGGGGCGCGCGCUCACCCUGGGGUUCCGAGCCGGGGACCCCGAAGGCCCGCGCGGACGGAGGCGUGUCGCUCCGGCUGUCACCUUCCCUAGGCGGCCUCUUGUAGACGCGCGCCUGAAAUGCAGGACACGGCCCACUAAGCACUGCCAGGCACAGCUACAGCGCUUAGGAGCCCAUCCCCCCUAGCCUGCGCCCCCAGAUUCAGGCAGAUCAUCUUAAAGGACCUAAGACUCCAAAAAUGUUUCCUCUGAAGGAUGCUGAGAUGGGCGCCUUUACCUUCUUUGCCUCUGCUCUCCCACAUGAUGUUUGUGGAAGCAACGGACUUCCUCUCACACCAAAUUCCAUCAAAAUCCUAGGUCGCUUUCAAAUCCUUAAGACCAUCACCCAUCCCAGACUGUGCCAAUAUGUGGAUAUUUCUAGGGGAAAGCAUGAAAGACUGGUGGUGGUGGCGGAGCACUGUGAGCGGAGUUUGGAAGACCUUCUACGAGAAAGGAAACCUGUGAGUUAUUCAACAGUUUUGUGCAUAGCAUAUGAGGUACUUGAGGGCUUGCAGUACUUGAACAAGCAUGGCAUAGUACACCGGGCCUUGUCCCCUCAUAAUAUCCUGUUGGAUCGGAAGGGUCAUAUUAAACUGGCUAAAUUUGGACUUUAUCACAUGACAGCCCAUGGUGAUGAUGUUGAUUUCCCAAUAGGGUAUCCCUCAUAUCUGGCUCCUGAGGUAAUUGCACAAGGAAUUUUCAAAACUACUGAUCAUGUGCCAAGUGAAAAACCAUUACCUUCUGGCCCCAGAUCAGAUGUAUGGUCUCUUGGGAUAAUUUUAUUUGAGCUUUGUGUGGGGAGAAAAUUGUUUCAGAGCUUGGAUAUUUCUGAAAGAGUAAAAUUUUUGCUUACUUUGGGCUGUGUAGAUGAUACUAUAAUAGUUCUCGCUGAGGAGCAUGGGUGUCUGGACAUUAUCAAGGAGCUUCCUGAAAAUGUGAUAAAUAUUUUGAAGAAGUGCCUCACCUUCCAUCCCUCUAAGAGGCCAACCCCAGAUGAGUUAAUGAAGGACCAGGUGUUCAGUGAAGUGUCACCUUUAUAUACCCCCUUUAUCAAACCUGCCGGUCUGUUUUCAUCUUCUCUGAGAUGCGCUGAUUUAACUCUGCCUGAGGAUAUCAGUGACUUGUGUAAAGAUACAGACAGUGACUACCUGGCGGAGAGAUCUAUUGAGGAAGUUUACUACCUUUGGUGUUUGGCUGGAGGGGACCUGGAGAAGGAGCUUAUAAACAAGGAAAUUAUUCGAUCCAAACCUCCUAUCUGCACACUCCCCAAUUUUCUCUUUGAAGAUGGAGAAAGUUUUGGACAAGGUCGAGAUAGAAGCUCACUCUUAGAUGACACCACUGUCACGUUGUCUUUGUGCCAGCUAAGAAAUAGAUUAAAAGAUGUUGGUGGAGAAGCGUUUUACCCAUUGCUUGAAGAUGACCAGUCAAGUUUGCCGCAUUCCAACAGCAACAAUGAGUUGUCUGCAGCUGCCACCCUGCCUCUAAUCAUCAGGGAGCGGGAUACAGAAUAUCAACUAAACAGGAUUAUUCUCUUUGACAGGCUCUUGAAGGCUUACCCAUACAAAAAAAAUCAAAUCUGGAAAGAAGCAAGAGUUGAUAUCCCUCCACUUAUGAGAGGAUUAACCUGGGCUGCUCUUUUGGGAGUUGAGGGAGCUAUUCAUGCCAAGUACGAUGCCAUUGACAAAGACACUCCGAUUCCUACAGACAGACAGAUUGAAGUGGACAUCCCUCGCUGUCAUCAGUACGAUGAGCUGUUGUCAUCACCAGAAGGCCAUGCAAAGUUCCGGCGUGUACUGAAGGCCUGGGUAGUUUCUCAUCCUGAUCUUGUGUACUGGCAAGGUCUUGACUCACUCUGUGCUCCAUUCCUGUAUCUAAAUUUCAACAAUGAAGCUUUGGCGUAUGCAUGCAUGUCUGCUUUUAUUCCCAAAUACCUGUAUAACUUCUUCUUGAAGGACAACUCACAUGUAAUACAAGAGUACCUGACUGUCUUCUCCCAGAUGAUCGCCUUCCAUGAUCCAGAGCUGAGUAAUCACCUCAACGAGAUUGGCUUCAUUCCUGAUCUCUACGCCAUCCCUUGGUUUCUCACCAUGUUUACUCAUGUAUUUCCACUGCACAAAAUUUUCCACCUCUGGGAUACAUUACUGCUCGGAAAUUCCUCUUUCCCAUUCUGCAUUGGAGUAGCCAUCCUCCAGCAGCUGCGGGACCGUCUUUUGGCCAAUGGCUUCAAUGAAUGCAUCCUUCUCUUCUCUGACUUACCAGAAAUUGACAUUGAACGCUGUGUACGCGAGUCGGUCAAUCUGUUUUGCUGGACUCCUAAAAGUGCUACAUACAGACAGCAUGCGCAGCCUCCAAAGCCGGCCUCGGAGAGCAGUGCAGUGCGGAGCUCAGUGCCUUACUUCUCUACUGAGUGUACAGAUCCUCCAAAGACAGACCUGUCAAGAGAAUCCAUCCCUUUAAGUGACCUGAAAUCAGAAGUAUCACCCCGGAUUUCAGCAGAGGACCUAAUCGAUUUGUGUGAGCUCACAGUGACAGGCCACUUCAAAACCCCCACCAAGAAAACCAAGUCCGGUAAACCAAAGCUCCUGGUGGUGGACGUCAGAAACAGUGAGGACUUCCUUCGCGGGCACAUUGCAGGCAGCAUCAACAUCCCAUUCAGCGCAGCAUUCACAGCAGAAGGAGAGCUCAGCCAGGGCCCUUACACCACCAUGCUGCACAACUUCAAGGGGAAGGUCAUUGUGGUUGUGGGCCACGUGGCUAAGCAAACAGCUGAGUUUGCAGCUCAUCUGGUGAAGAUGAAAUACCCAAGAGUCUGCAUUCUAGAUGGCGGCAUUAACAAGAUCAGGCCAACAGGCCUCCUCACAGUCCCCUCUCCUCAGAUAUGAAGGACCAAGUGCAUGGCUGGCAAGGGAGUGCCAUCACUCCCUCACAGCCUGUCACACUGAGACACAAGUGGACAUCAGACCACUGCAUUGCAAAGUUUCCUCAUGAGAUGCUUUUGAAAAUCAUGAUUCAAAUGGUCGCCUAUCUAGGCAAGAAAUUUGAUUGUUCAUGUAUUACUAAAAGACUUUUCUUAAUAGUGAAAUCCAAUCAUGCCAUAUAAACCCACACUGCCACAUAAAGCCAGAGGAAUUCAGCUGACAGGGCAGAUUUAGCACUCUCAAGAAUCCACGAUGAACUGAGAAAGCUGCCGUCCAGUGCACUGAGCAGACUGUCUAACAAAGGUGUUUAGAAAAUAUGAUGUAUUUUACAACCUCUUCCUUACGCAGAAAUUAGAAAGCUAGUCACAGUAAAUGUGGCAUUUGUUAACUCACAAACGUGUGUGUGUGUGUGUGUGUACAUGUGUAUAUGUACAUGUGUAUAUGUACAUGUGUAUAUGUGCAUGUGUAUAUGUACAUGUCUGUAUGUGUUUAGACCAUUGUGAAAAGUGGUAGCAGAAUUCUCAGAGAAUGGACCUUCAGAGACCAGUCAUAUUUGAUAACAUAUUUGUCCACUUCUAUAGCAGGAAACUCAAAGAAUGACUCAAACAGCUUUUCUGAUCUAACACACUCAAGUCUUCAUGGACAGAAACUACUUCCUUACCUGCACAGUGGUACAGAGCUGAUAUCUUCUACUGCUUUUCUUCUUGUGACUCUGAAAGCUCCUUAGACUGUGGCAGCGUAAGCCAGGUGGUUUCCUGGUGCUGAGGGGGGAAAUGGACAUAAGCCCGGCCCUCACCAAGAAGCUAUCUCCAGUUGAUAACCUCUCACAAUACAAACCACACAAGUCAGACCCCAUGCCCAGCAGUUGAUGGCCAACAAAACAACUCAAUUGUAUUUUUAGAUUUUUUUGUCUGAUAUUGCUUUGUUUGGCAUUUUUUACCUUUAUUUUUUUUUCUUA